Molecule: messenger RNA, 2704 nt
Organism: Trichechus manatus latirostris (Florida manatee)
Lineage: Eukaryota; Metazoa; Chordata; Mammalia; Sirenia; Trichechidae
Gene: DCLK2
Product: doublecortin like kinase 2
Exons: 17
Coding region: 362-2704 (780 amino acids)
Biological process (GO): intracellular signal transduction; microtubule cytoskeleton organization; protein phosphorylation
Molecular function (GO): ATP binding; protein kinase activity
Source: RefSeq, a predicted model, not a curated record
CGAGCCUUCAGCAGCCCAACUUCGCCGCUCCUGGCCGGCUCCCGAGCGCGACUUGUGAGGCGUGGCUGGGCGGAGGAGGCGCCUUGGGGGGCGUGGGGCUCCCGGGCAGGCGGGAGGGACGGAGUGAGCCGCUCUGGACAAUGAGCUGGGCGGCUCAACGCUGCGACCACUUUUAGGCGCGGGCCGGCUGGUGCCUCCGCGACCCCACCUGCUAGGAGAGGGCGGGAUGCCAGGGCGAGGUGUCCCGGCGCUCUAGGGCCCCUCACAGUCAGACGUCCCCGAACCAGUUCUCGCUGUGACACUAGGCUGCCUGGGGGCUUUGACAGGAACGUGUUUAGUGGCGAGCCCCGGUACAGUCGCGAUGGCCAGCACCAGGAGUAUUGAGCUGGAGCACUUUGAGGAACGGGACAAAAGGCCGAGGCCAGGGUCUCGGAGAGGGGCGCCCAGCUCCUCCGGGGGCAGCAGCAGCUCGGGACCCAAGGGGAAUGGGCUCAUCCCCAGCCCGGCACACAGUGCCCACUGCAGCUUCUACCGCACGCGGACCCUGCAGGCCCUCAGCUCGGAGAAGAAGGCCAAGAAGGCACGCUUCUACCGGAAUGGGGACCGCUACUUCAAGGGCCUGGUGUUUGCCAUCUCCAGCGACCGCUUCCGGUCCUUCGAUGCGCUCCUCAUGGAGCUCACCCGCUCCCUGUCGGACAACGUAAACCUGCCCCAGGGCGUCCGCACAAUCUACACUAUCGACGGCAGCCGGAAGGUCACCAGCCUGGACGAGCUUCUGGAAGGUGAGAGUUACGUGUGUGCAUCCAACGAACCAUUUCGUAAAGUCGAUUACACCAAAAAUAUUAAUCCGAACUGGUCUGUGAACAUCAAGGGUGGGGCAACUCGAUCCUUGGCUGCUACCUCCUCUGUGAAAAGCGAAGUGAAAGAAAGUAAAGAUUUCAUCAAACCCAAGUUAGUGACUGUGAUUCGAAGUGGAGUGAAGCCCAGAAAAGCAGUGCGGAUCCUUCUAAAUAAAAAGACUGCUCAUUCCUUUGAACAGGUCUUAACAGACAUCACUGAAGCCAUUAAACUAGACUCAGGAGUGGUCAAGAGGCUCUGCACACUGGAUGGAAAGCAGGUUACUUGUCUGCAAGACUUUUUUGGUGAUGAUGAUGUUUUUAUUGCGUGCGGACCCGAAAAAUUCCGUUAUGCCCAAGAUGACUUUGUUCUGGACCAUAGUGAAUGCCGUGUCUUGAAGUCAUCUUAUUCUCGUUCUUCAGCUAUUAAAUAUUCUGGAUCCAAAAGCCCUGGGCCCUCUCGACGCAGCAAAUCACCAGCCUCAGUAAAGAGGGGUGGCCUCUACUCCAGUACCUAUUCUGCAGCCAAAUCCCCAGUUAAUGGAACUCCCAGCAGCCAGCUUUCUACUCCUAAAUCUACAAAAUCCUCCAGUUCCUCUCCAACUAGCCCAGGAAGUUACAGAGGAUUAAAGCAGAUUUCUGCACAUGGCGGAUCUUCUUCCAAUGUAAAUGGUGGACCUGAACUUGAUCGUUGCAUGAGUCCUGAAGGUGUGAAUGGAAAUAGGUGCUCUGAAUCCUCAACUCUUCUUGAGAAGUACAGAAUUGGGAAAGUCAUUGGUGAUGGCAAUUUUGCAGUGGUCAAAGAGUGCAUAGAUAGGUCCACUGGAAAGGAGUUUGCCCUGAAGAUUAUAGACAAAGCAAAAUGUUGUGGAAAGGAACACCUCAUUGAGAAUGAAGUGUCAAUCCUGCGCCGAGUGAAACAUCCAAACAUCAUCAUGCUGGUCGAGGAGAUGGAAACAGCUACUGAGCUCUUCCUGGUGAUGGAGUUGGUCAAAGGUGGAGAUCUCUUUGACGCAAUUACCUCCUCAACCAAGUACACGGAGAGAGACGGCAGCGCCAUGGUGUACAACCUUGCCAAUGCCCUCAGGUAUCUUCAUGGCCUCAGCAUCGUGCACAGAGACAUCAAGCCAGAGAACCUCCUGGUGUGUGAAUAUCCUGAUGGAACCAAGUCUUUGAAAUUGGGAGACUUUGGGCUGGCUACUGUGGUAGAAGGACCUUUGUACACAGUCUGUGGCACACCAACUUACGUGGCUCCAGAAAUCAUUGCUGAAACUGGCUAUGGCCUGAAGGUGGACAUUUGGGCAGCAGGCGUGAUCACCUACAUACUGCUGUGUGGAUUCCCACCAUUCCGAAGUGAGAAUAAUCUCCAGGAAGAUCUCUUUGACCAGAUCUUGGCUGGGAAGCUGGAGUUUCCAGCCCCCUACUGGGAUAACAUCACGGACUCAGCAAAGGAAUUAAUCAGUCAUAUGCUUCAGGUAAACGUUGAAGCUCGGUGUACUGCGGGAGAAAUCCUGAGUCACCCCUGGGUGUCAGAUGAUGCCUCCCAGGAAAAUAAUAUGCAAGCUGAGGUAACAGGUAAACUAAAACAGCACUUUAACAAUGCGUUCCCCAAACAGAACAGCACCACUACCGGGGUCUCUGUUAUCAUGAACACGGCUCUAGAUAAGGAGGGGCAGAUUUUCUGCAGCAAGCAUGGUCCAGACAGCAGCAGAGCCGGGCCAGAGCAGACCGCUCCAGCUCCUCCCUCAGCCAAGGGGUCCCGCGGGGCGGCCCUGCCCCAUGACUGUCCCGAGUCUCCCACCCCGCCCUCCCCUCCCGCUGCCCCAGGCUGUGAGCGGGCAGGGACCUGGCGCCGCCACCGGGACUGA